AUGAUAAAAUUCAACACGAGGUCAUUUGUACGCUAUGUUCAUGUUUAUCAGGCCAAAAAGCUUUCUAAGGGGGUGAUUGAGUCAGCUGCCACACAUGAUCUGCUGCAAUGGCUGGGAUUUGUCAAACAAACGCAGAGCGGAUUGGUACAUUGGCUUCCUAUGGGCCUUCGAACUCUCAACAAGAUCACGCACGUAAUAAAGUACCGAAUGAACACAUACGGCCGUGCACACGAAGUUUCUCUCAGCACAUUGUCCCCACGCGCACUUUGGCUGCGUACCGGUCGGUGGGGAAACUCUGAACUUUUCAAAUUGAAGGAUUCGAAAGGCGCUGAAUAUUGUCUAGCUCCUACAUGCGAAGAAGAGAUAACAUCACUGAUUGGAGCAUAUGUGUCAAGUUAUAAAGACCUACCAUUAUUGGCGUACCAAGUCACAAGAAAAUACAGAGAUGAGAGGCGCCCUCGUGGAGGUUUGCUGAGGGGUCGUGAAUUCCUCAUGAAAGAUGGCUAUUCAUUUGAUGUUACUAAAGAGAGUGCCAUUGAGACCUUCAACAGAAUGAACAAAUGUUAUGAUCUAAUUUUCCAGGAUCUACGCGUACCGUUCGUGAGUGCCUGGGCAGAUUCGGGUGAUAUUGGAGGUGAUAUGAGCAAGGAGUAUCACUACUUACACGAAACUGGAGAGGAUGUUCUCAUGAAAUGUACAUCUUGUGAGUCGGUAUCGAAUGUUGAGACUUGUAAUUCAUAUCCCGUUAAGGAAGGCGAGCACGGCGGCGACGUGGAUGUCCGUUACGCUUUGAAUAAAGAGAGAGAUACGCUGCUAUGUCUCUACUACCCUAAAGGCCGUACACUCAAUUGGAAUCAUGUAAAAGGAAUUAUGGACGAUGACAUUGAUCUAGCUCUAAGGGAAACUAGCAACGAUAAGAUUCUCGAAAUCUUCUCGGAGAAAUACCCUGAGGAUGAAGCCAUGUUUGCCUCAGUUAUCCGAGUUAUGGAUUGCAGGUUAAAUUCACACUCAAACUUCCCAGACUUCCCAUUAAAGCAAUAUUUGAAGAGUAAUUUUGCACAACUCACGGGCGAGAGUUUGGUGGACGCCGUGCACCAGGAAAUCUGCGGAGAGUGCAAAGAAGGAUCGCUUGAAGCUGCCAAGAGUAUUGAAGUUGGCCACACAUUUUAUCUCGGUACAAAGUACUCAGAACGUCUUGAUGGGAAGUUCAUGACCAAGGACAAUAAUGAACAGCUCAUGGAGAUGGGGUGUUAUGGCAUAGGCGUCAGUAGGCUGGUUGGCGCAAUUGCUCAGGUGACACGCGAUGAGAAAGGUCUCAGAUGGCCUAAAUCAUCUGCACCAUAUGAAAUAUCGCUCUGUGCAGCGCAGUUUGAUUCUAAAGUUGAAGAGGCGCGCGACUUACUCUCGAGUCACGCGGACGAACUGUGGAUAGAUGCAAGGGACAAAGUGAGCCUAGGCCGUAAAAUUUCUCAGAGUCACUGUCUCGGAAUCCCACUUUGCGUGAUUGUCGGUAACAAGCAUUGGCCUCACGUGGAAAUCGAAGUGCGCGGCCGCCGUGUCAGCGACCAAUGGCACGCUAAGUACAACCAGCUCGCACAGGAAUACCAAUGGACCAUGCUCCCCGCCUCUAAUGAUGCAUUUGAGAAGCACCGUGUGCACAAGAACCAUCUCAGUGAUGUAGCUGCCAUUUUAUUGACGGAUAUGUAG
Molecule: messenger RNA, 1707 nt
Organism: Lachancea fermentati
Lineage: Eukaryota; Fungi; Ascomycota; Saccharomycetes; Saccharomycetales; Saccharomycetaceae
Source: the annotation of a GenBank genome assembly